Messenger RNA from Striga hermonthica, 2010 nucleotides. Lineage: Eukaryota; Viridiplantae; Streptophyta; Magnoliopsida; Lamiales; Orobanchaceae. The record is from the annotation of a GenBank genome assembly.
AUGAUGCCAGGUGGGUGCCGAAAGAGGAAAAGAGGGGAAAGGGUUUUCAAAUUCAAGGUGUUUGGGGAGAGGGGUUAUCCCACCGACUUCAAUGGGUCCUUUCACGAUAACCUUACGACACUAUUGGAAUACGGGCAACAGGUUGAGGUGUGUGGGCCCAUGCCCAGCUGGUCGUUCCACCUCGAAGUCCGCCGCCAACCUUUGUUGCAUCUGUUUUUGGUUGUUGUCCAAGAAGACGUGUCGCUCGACCUUCGUUGCAACCAUUGCCACUACAUAGGCUGGGGGGAUCACAUGAUGUGCAAUAAGAAGUACCAUUUCGUGUUGCCGGCAAAGUCUUGUGGUUCAGCUGCUGAUUAUUUCAAGUCUAGUGUGGUUCAGUUGCAGGCCCACACCCACACUCUUCACGGCGUCUUUCACUCUAAUGGUUUUGGCCAUUUACUCUGUAUUAACGGUUCAUCUGAAACCGGUUCUGACUUGCCCGGCUACCAAAUCAUGGAUUUUUGGGAUCGUUUGUGCUCCGCCUUGGGAGCAAGGAAAGUGAGCUUGAAAGACGAGGCAAAAAGGAAAGGCAUGGACCUUAGGUUGCUCCACACUGUCGCCUAUGGCAAACCGUGGUUUGGAGACUGGGACUAUGUGUUUGGCCGGGGAACCUUUGGAAUCAAUCAAGAGACAUACCAAAGUGCAGUAAAGGCCAUCCAAAACAUUCCCGUUAGCCCGAUUGCCACCCAUCAACUAAUAUUCUCGAAUACUGAGGUCCAAACAAUAUUGUAUAGGUACCAAAUCCUUUCCGGACACUCUUUGGUCACGCUAGGUGACCUAUUCCAUUUCAUGCUCCAACUGAAAUUCCGAAUUCCAAAAGAAAACAUUAAUAAUGCGAUAUUCGACUCCCACUACCCGCGGAUCAUGUCAGACACGUCCUGUAGGUGGUCUCCCAAGCGGGUCGAGAUGACCAUCCAUGUGGUAGUUGAGGCCCUUAAACGGGCUGAGUUUCAAUGGGUUUCUAGGCAGCACGUGAGAGAUGUUGCGCGAACGUGGUCUCCCAAGCGUGUCGAGAUGGCCAUCCAUGUGGUAGUUGAGGCCCUUAAACGGGCUGAGUUUCAAUGGGUUUCUAGGCAGAACGUGAGAGAUGUUGCGCGAACGUAUAUUGGCGACACAGGCCUGCUUGAUUUUGUGCUCAAGUCAUUGGGCAAUCACAUGGUGGGGAAAUACUUUGUGAGAAGAUGUCUUAAUCCAGUCACCAAGGUGUUGGAAUAUUGCUUGGAGGACGUCUCGAGGGCGGCUAACAUCGAUUUCGAGGGUAAACAACAAAUUAAGGUAUCUUGGGGUCAGCUCACCACAGACAUUUUCUGUGCGUAUAAAAAUAUUUUAAACGCGCGGCCUAAUGAAAAUACGAUGAUGCACGGUUAUGUCGACGGUGUUUUGGCUAAAAAUGCUUCAAGAGUCAUUCUUGAUUCCAAGUAUCUCAUGAAAGAAUACCGUGGGGAUUUGGAAACGUAUGACGAGACCAGCAUGUGGAGGAUAUACUGCGCUGUUAAUGUCUUUAUAACUAGUGGUAAUGAAAAACCAAAGGAAAAAGGGGUCAUGACCAAUAAUAUUAUUAGUACGCCAUACCAUUGCUUCAACUUGAGGAGCAACACAAGGUUUGAGGAGCUAAGGUGUCGAGUUGAGAAGAUAUUUAGAGAAACAUACGUGGGGUUAAGGGAGUUUAUGGCCGGAAACCCCAUAGUUAACAAAAGGUCGGAUUUUGUUUUUAAGAGUGUUAAACCAGGAAGCAAAAUGGUGUUUGAGUGGCAGCUGCAACAAGGAUUGGCUGGUGGAGGCCUAAGUAUGGUUGUGGAUUGCCUGUGUGGUGCCAAAGAUGACGAUGGGGAGAGGAUGGUGACAUGUGAUAUAUGUCAAGUUUGGCAGCACACGCGGUGCGUGAAAAUCCCAGAGAAUGAUGAGAUUCCAAGUAUAUAUAUUUGCAGUGCUUGCGAGCAAGAUAUCAUGCAUUUUCCAUCUUUUCCGUAG